GGGAGGGAGAAGGGAGAGAAGCGGCAACGAGAUUAUUAUUGAGGUGGAAGGUCUUGUGACGGUGGCCUUGCCAUCCGCGUUCCAGACCAGGUUGUCGGCGCAGGCAGCACCGUAAACACGUUGUCAGGGGCGGCGCUACGUUACGCCAUCGUUUGGGAUGGAGUCGGCAGGGCGGAAGCGGGCGAGAGAGGCGGAGGGUGCGGUAGCCUCCGUGAAAAACGGUGGCGAGCAGCGGCGACGCCGACGCAACAGGUUCGCACCCGUCGAUGAGGCACCCCCGCCUGCGAGCAGCGGCCCGCCAUCGGCAGCGGCCCCGCCUCCCCCGGCUCAGGCGGCGCCAGGGGACGAGAUGGCUGAUCUCGCGAGGAUUCUGGCGGAGGCAAGGGCGAAGGCGGUACAGGCGGCGCAGCGGCAGACGACAGUACCAGAGGCCUCGCGACCCGCCUCCGCCGGCACCAACGGCAACGGCGCUCACGCCAGCGCCGCUGCUAUCAGCGGCGGAGCAGCGGCUGCCGCCGUGGCGGCGGCAACGGCGAGAGUCCAGGCACUAGCUGGGGGGGGUGCUGGGGUGGGGGCGGGGGCGAACGGCGGGCCUGCGGCGGCGGCGGCGGCGGCAGCGGCGACGGCGGCUAGAGCCAAGACUACCGAGAUGGCGAUGCUAGAGGCCCAGAUUCGCGCCUCUAUCUCGAACGUGAACAGCAUGUUCGCCGCCGGUCCUCCUAAGGUGCCCCCUGCUGUCGCGGCCGGGGUCGCAGCGGCCAACGGCGGUACCGCCUCCGCGUUGCCCAAGAAGGCCCAGGACCACACCCUCAGACUGGACGCCAAAGGCCGGCAGGUGGACGCAGACGGCAAGGUAGUCAAGAUGGGGCCGGUGCUGACCAUCAAGGCGAACCGCCUGGGGAGCAAGGCCCACAACCCGUACCUGCAGCACAGAACGGUGGAAGACACGGACGCCGCCCAGGCGGUGGAUCCCCGGGUUCAGACGGGCAACCGCGACAAGAGGGCCAAGCGAGCCUUCAAUUUCGUGGAGGAGGGAACCUACAUCAAGCAGGGAGACAACCUCCGCUUCCGCGAGCACCGCAAGUUCCUGUCGGGGAGGAUGUCGGGCCGCGUCAAUGCCGAGCAGCUGGACCCCCCCGGCGGCGGCGGCGGCGGCGGCGGUGCAACGGCCGGGAGCUCCUCGCUCUCCGUUUACUCGGCACAGGCGGAGGCUGACGAGAGUGCGGCUGUUGCUGCAAAGGCUGCGGCGGCGGCAGCGGCUGCGAAGGAAGCGGCGGAAGCGGUGCCGGCCUUGCGAGAAGCCGGGCAGGAUUUGGUGGAGAUCGAGUGGUGGGACGAGUCGUUCUUGACCAAGGAAACACGGGACGCGAAGGCGGCGGGGAAGCUUGAAGCCGAGGCGUGCACCACGGAUGCCCUUUACCCCGGCCUUCUGCUAGAGAACGCCAAGACCUUCAAGUACAUCCAGCACCCCAAGAAACCGUUGGAGGAGAAAGCGGCGGCGACAGCGGGGGCGGCGGCGGCGGCGGUCGGAGGGGGUGACGGGAAGGCAGCGGCGGGGGG
This is a messenger RNA of Ectocarpus sp. CCAP 1310/34, 1560 nucleotides long. The record is from the annotation of a GenBank genome assembly. NCBI's taxonomy places the organism in Eukaryota, Phaeophyceae, Ectocarpales, Ectocarpaceae.